This is a messenger RNA of Ixodes scapularis (black-legged tick), 456 nucleotides long. RefSeq names its product nose resistant to fluoxetine protein 6-like. Bases 1 to 420 code for a protein of 139 amino acids. Lineage: Eukaryota; Metazoa; Arthropoda; Arachnida; Ixodida; Ixodidae. The record is from RefSeq and is a predicted model, not a curated record. The transcript is spliced from 3 exons.
AUGCGUUGUAUAACAGGCUUCCUCGGAAGUUUCCUCUCUUGGGGCGCCUUCGUUCCGUUGAGUAGACUCUCGUUCGGAAUCUAUAUCCUGCAUAUGCCGUACUUUGUUACGUCAUACUACGUGGCCAGAGAGCGCAUCUUCUACUCAUUCUACAGUGUGAUCUCGAAGACGAUUUCAAUUUUUAUCUGGAGCGCGUUCCUCAGCUAUUUUGUCUUUGUGCUAUGCGAAUGCCCCACCGGCAAUAUUGAAAAGAUGACCUUUAUGCCAGAGCGGCUGAGAAGGACGAAGCAAGAAAACAAACUUGCAAAUAAUGGCGCCGAACAAUACGGAAAUGGAAAGAAAAGCCCAGGACUGAAAAUAUCACAGGCAAACUCUCCAGAAUUUAAUGGCGAUAUUAAAGAUUACUAUUGCCAUUUAUAGCUGGACGAUGCUCUAGCAGGGAGUUUUUCAAUUACA